AUGGGCAAGGACAAGGUCGAAAAGGAGAAGAAGCGCGCCGAGAAGAAGGAGAAGCGAUCGGAGAAGGACGGCGUCUCCAAGCCCAAGAAGGAAAAGAAGGACAAGAAGGAUAAGACCGCUCUCGCCGAUGCGGUAGAGAAGGAGAUCACUUCCCAGGUCCUCGAUGGCCUGGAUCAGGCCGCCGCCGCCGGUGCAGCCGAUGUUGAGGACGAUGCCAUGGCCAUCGACCGCCCUGUCGGUGCUGUUGUGCCUUUCGCCAACCCUCUGGUUGAGGAUAAGCAGGCCAAGAAGGUACUGAAGAGCGUCAAGAAGGCUGCUGUCAACAAAUCCCUCAAGCGCGGUGUUAAGGAGGUCGUCAAGGCCCUCCGCAAGUCUAAAAUCCCGGCCCCCAACGAAGCCGUCGAGAUCCCCACCGGUGUUGUUAUCCUUGCUGCCGACAUCUCUCCCAUGGACGUUAUCUCCCACAUCCCCGUUCUGUGCGAGGACCACGGCAUCCCCUAUGUUUUCGUAACCUCCCGCGCUGAGCUCGGUGCCUCCGCCGCUACCAAGCGCCCGACUAGUGUCGUGAUGGUGACCCCCCAGGUCGCUGGCAAGAGCAAGAAGAUUGAUGAGAGCGCCGGUGAAGAUUUCAGCAAGGUCUUCGAAGAGUUGGUCAAGCUUGCGAAGAAGGAGGGCGAGAAGGUGACUGUUUAG
Molecule: messenger RNA, 693 nt
Organism: Penicillium argentinense
Lineage: Eukaryota; Fungi; Ascomycota; Eurotiomycetes; Eurotiales; Aspergillaceae
Exons: 2
Coding region: 1-693 (230 amino acids)
Biological process (GO): ribosome biogenesis; snRNA pseudouridine synthesis; rRNA pseudouridine synthesis
Cellular component (GO): box H/ACA snoRNP complex
Molecular function (GO): box H/ACA snoRNA binding
Source: RefSeq, a predicted model, not a curated record